UCGGAAGCAAACAUGGCUUCAGAGUCUGUCAAGGUGAUAGUCAGGUGUAGGCCAAUGAACGACAGGGAAAAGGCGCUAAACUGUAAAACAGUGGUAUCUAUUGAACCAAGCCGAUGUCAAUGUUUUAUUGAAAAGCCGGGAGCCACAGAGGAGCCCCCCAAACAAUUCACAUUUGAUGGAACCUACUUUACCCACCAGUCCACUGAGCAGAUGUACAACGAGAUCGCCUACCCUUUAGUAGAGGGGGUGACAGAGGGUUAUAACGGGACGAUCUUCGCGUACGGGCAGACGGGCAGCGGCAAGUCUUUCACCAUGCAGGGCGUGGCGCAGCCGCCCGCGCAGAGAGGCAUCAUCCCGCGCGCCUUCGAGCACAUCUUUGAGAGCAUCCAGUGUGCUGAAGACACCAAAUUCCUUGUGAGAGCUUCUUACCUGGAGAUCUACAACGAGGAGAUCAGGGACCUUCUGGGAAAUGAGACAAAGCAGAAAUUAGAGCUGAAGGAGCACCCUGAAAGGGGUGUGUACGUGCGGGAUCUGUCCAUGCACACGGUGCACAGCGUGGGGGAGUGUGAGCGCAUCAUGGAGCAGGGAUGGAAAAACCGCUCUGUGGGAUACACCCUGAUGAACAAGGACUCCUCCCGGUCACACUCAAUCUUCACCAUCCACCUGGAGAUCUGCAACACGGACGGGGAUGGGGAGGACCACCUGCGCGCAGGGAAGCUGAACCUGGUGGACCUGGCGGGCAGCGAGCGCCAGUCCAAAACGGGCGCGACGGGCGAGCGUCUGCGGGAGGCCACCAAGAUCAACCUGUCGCUGUCCGCCCUGGGGAACGUCAUCUCCGCCCUGGUGGACGGCCGGUCCAAGCACGUCCCGUACCGCGACUCCAAGCUCACCCGCCUUCUGCAGGACUCGCUGGGCGGGAACACCCGCACCCUCAUGGUGGCCUGCCUUUCCCCCGCCGACAACAACUACGAGGAGACGCUGAGCACCCUGCGCUACGCUAACCGCGCCAAGAGCAUCCAGAAUCGGCCGCGCAUCAACGAGGACCCCAAGGACGCGCUGCUGCGGGAGUACCAGGAGGAGAUCAAGCAGCUGCGUGCCCUCAUCUCCGGCCAGCUGGGCGGCGCCUCCCUCUCCUCUUUGCUGGCCAGUCAGAUGAGCACAGCACCCCCUGGUGUUCGCCUAAAUCCACAGUCCACCACCACAGCAGACAGGGAGGCUGAGAAGGACCUGAUAAAGCAGGAGUAUGAGGACAGGCUGGCCCGGCUGCAGGCGGAGUACGAUGCGGAGCAGCAGUCCAAGGCCAGACUGCAGGAGGACAUGCUGACCCUGCGCACCUCCUUCCAGAGCAAGCUGUCCAGCCUGGAGACGGCCAGAGCCAGCCAACAACCCGGUGCUCCCAGCAGUGUGACUCCACCUGGAGAAGAGGUGCCCCGCCCAGGUACAGCCCCCCCCCAGGAGGUCACGGGAGUGGAGCAGGCCUUGGCAAAGAUGAACCAGCCUCAGGGGAUCAAUCAUGUGACCAGAGGAGAAGAGUCGGAGCCUCCCUGUGCUACUCCAGGACCAGUGGACCAGAAACAGGUUCUAGAGAGGCUGCAGCAGUUGGAGAAGGAGUUUGUCGGGGGGGAACAGGCUCGGAACGAGGAGCUGCGGCAGAAGCGGAGGCAGAGAAAGACUCUGGCCGACCGGAGGAAGGAGCAGCUGAUGGAGGCGCUGGCAGACAGCAGUGAGGACAGCGACAGCGUCUUACUCCAAGUCUACGACUCCAUCCAGGAGGAGGUCCGGGCCAAGAGCCGCGCCCUGGACAACACACAGCGCAAACUGAAGGCCGCGCGGAUUGAGAUCGGUGACCUGCAGUCUGAGUUUGAGCGGGAGAGGGACGACUACCUGGCCUCUAUCCGCCGGCUGGAGCGGGAGGCCCAGCUGCUGCAGUGCAUUGUGGACCGCGUGGCGCCGCUGAUCCGCCGUGACUGCAACUACAGCAGCAUGGAGCGCGUGCGCAAGGAGGCCCUCUGGGACGAGGACAGCGCCACCUGGCGGCUGCCAGAGGUCACGCUGCAGAAAACAGCCCUGCCCGCAGCAGUGCCCCCUGUCGGGAGUGCCCAGCCUGGGCUUCCCUCCUCCCGAGGCUCGGUGCCCGACGGCCUGGACCCCCUGGAAGAGGACCGGUAUAAAGAGAUGCUCAACCGGAGCGAGAGCGAGCACAUCGCCAGCAACUACUUCAAAUCAAAAAGAGCCAAUCAGCUGCUCACAGCUGAGCCCAAGAGGAGUCUGGUGCCCCACCCUGCUGCCCUCAGCACACCCCCUCCCCUCCAGACCUCUAGCACCUCCAGCUUCCCCCCAACCUCCACAGAGUCCCUCCUGCCCCGGCCCUUCCGCCUGGAGUCCCUGGGCAUGCCCGCCACCAACGCCAAAGUCAAGCGCAAGAAGAGCCGCAGCAACAUCUCGUACGAUGGAAACUGAGCGACAUCUCGUAGGAUGGAAACUGAGCAACAUCUCGUAGGAUGGAAACUGAGCAACAUCUCGUAGGAUGGAAACUGAGCGACAUCUCGUAGGAUGGAAACUGAGCGACAUCUCGUAGGAUGGAAACUGAGCGACAUCUCGUAGGAUGGAAACUGAGCGACAUCUCGUAGGAUUGAAAAUUGAAGACUGUUCAGCCAGCUUGGGACCGACCGGUAUGAUUACAUCACCUUCCUGACCGUGACUCGUGACUGGGUCGGGACCCUGGGGUCUGCCAGGAAAAGGAGCCGAGAUGAUGAGACACUUAAGUAGAAUAAGGGUGACUUGACCAGGAGACCAGGGCUCACACUGCAUACUGCACUCAUAGGAUGCACACUGCAUACUGCACUCAUAGGAUGCACACUGCAUACUGCAGUCAUGUAGAACAGGCCUCACACUGCAUACUCAUGGCUGGACCAGCAGUCCCUCUGCAUCAUGCAAGUGCAGUUUCUUGAAGUGGUUUUGUUGAAGCUGCCUUUUGUAACAUGCAGUUCCUAAAUAUUUUUGACUCCAUUGUUCCUCUGGUGUAACGCCUGUGUGGAUCACCUGGUGAGUGAAAUGCAGCCUGGCAGUAAGGCCUUGGAGAUGCACUCUGAACUCUCCCAGACUGAUAGAGGGUGUCGGCUCAAUGUGGAAGGCUGACGGUUACUCCUGGUCAGAGAAAGACAUACUAAUGUAGCAGAUAGGCUGGCUUUGUGUCAACGGCAUGCAAGUGAUGUGAAUGUAAAGAUUUAUUGAUCACCUUACCCUGGAGGUGGUAAUCAAGGCCUGUAACUAAAUUACUGUAACUGAGCAACAGACUUUAAUACCAAAGAAAGUACAACCUUGUUUUCAGGGAAUGUGGUAGUCACUCUGCACGACUUUGGCCUUAAAAUAACCAUGCUCCACUCAUCUACGAGGCCUUGGCCAAAUUUGCGCGCCUUUGCCUGCAUUUCUUCUUCUGAGAUGUCUCUGGGAGUGUGUCCCUGGGAGAGGCACUGUUCAGUUUGCGGGGGUUCUGGUCAGGUUUCAGUGGAACAUUCAUUGACAGCAGGCCACUCUGAAGCCCAGCGAAGAAGAAACAUCAGCAGGCACAACUCGUUUUUCAGAGUCCGCCUUGGCAAUGGCCCAGGGGGAUGGAAGGCCAUGUGGAGUUGCAUAUUCUGUUAAACCUGCAAGUAAAUCCUGCAAAGUGUGCCUUUAAUGUGGAAUAGCUGUCAAUAUACACUCAGUGAGCACUUUAUUAGGUAUGACUUAUUUUUUUAGACUUAUUGGUCUUCAGCUGCUGUAGCCUAUCCACUUAGAGGUUUGACACAUUGUUUGUUCAGAGAUGCCCUUCUGCACACCACUGCUGUAAUGUGCAGUUACUUACAUUAGCGUCACCUUCCUGUGGGCUUUGACCAGUCUGGCCCUUCUCUUCUGAUCUCUCAUUAGCAAUGCAUUUCUGCCCGCAGAACUGUUGAUCACUGGAUGUUUUUUGCUUUUUCACACCAUUCUCUGCAAACUCUAGAGACUGUUUACGGAGUGAAAAUACCAGGAAAUCAGCAGUUUCUGAGAUACUCAAACAACCCUGUCUGGCACCAACAAUCAUUCCAGUCAGUCACAUUUGGUCUGAAAAACAGCUGAACCUCUUCACCAUGUCUGCAUGUUUUUAUGCAUUUAGUUGCUGCCAUAUGAUUGGCUGAUUAAAUAUUUUCAUUAACAAGCUGGUCUACCUAAUAAAGUGCUCAGUGAGUGUAGUUUAUUAUUACUAUUAUGAUGGCAUAAUAAAUGGUGAUUUAUAAUGUGGUACAGUAGUUAACACCCCCCCUCCCAAGAAAGACAAACCAAUGUAAUUUCUUUUAAAUGAUUUUUCCCAAGUAAAAAAAACUAAUACAAAACAAUCUGCCUCAUAAAUACAAACAUUUGACAAAGCAUUAUCCUUUUAAAAAAGAAAAAAAACUUUUGAGCACAAGUAACAUUCCUCACCAGACAAACACACAGCACAGAACAGACCCAAACACACGGCGUGUCUGCAGAGAAUGUGACCGUAGUCGUUACCAGCAGUUUUAUU
This is a messenger RNA of Conger conger (European conger), 4528 nucleotides long. It is a transcript of the gene kif17, whose product is annotated as kinesin family member 17. NCBI's taxonomy places the organism in Eukaryota, Metazoa, Chordata, Actinopteri, Anguilliformes, Congridae. Bases 13 to 2460 code for a protein of 815 amino acids. The transcript is spliced from 14 exons. Gene Ontology annotation, biological process: microtubule-based movement. Gene Ontology annotation, molecular function: microtubule motor activity; microtubule binding; ATP binding. The record is from RefSeq and is a predicted model, not a curated record.